AUGGCCGUCCGUUCGAGGCCGUCCCUCCGUUUCUCUGUGCGACGCGAUCAGGAGACCCUGCCGCUGCCUCCUCCGACCAAGAGACCUCGCCUCCAUCACGAUCCUCUCUCGACGCCCAAUCCUCGCCCUCAUCCGUCUCCCUCGUCGUCCUCCUCCCGUCGCAAGAGUUCCCCCGAUCUCCUCGAGUCCACCAUCGAGGACGAAAAUACCUCUUCCUCCCUCUCCCAUCAUAAACCCCGGCAUCUCCCCGCGCGCCAUCACCGCAAUCGCUCCCCCCUCCCGACUCCGCGAACCUCCUCCCGCCGUCCACCUCUCUCCUCUCCUCACCACCAUCAUCAUCUCCCCGACUCUCCCCGUCUCAAGGGAAUCCUGGAUCACCGCCAUGAAUCUCCGUCGUCGCAUUUCCUACGCGGCUCUCGCGAAUCCCCAGAUCCAUUAGAUACCAUCUCGCCCGCUCCGACGACCAGAUCGCGCCCGCCGCCUCCGCCUUCUUCCACCUCCGCUAUUUCCCCCUCCGCUUCGACUCGCUCCACCCGCCACCUGCGUCCUGCUACUGUGGAGAAGAAACAGAACCCCGCGGGGGCAGACAAGACGCCUGUUAAUAAAAGUAGUGCGCAGAAGAACCGCAGCACCCAGCAACAGCAGCAGCUUACCCCCGCACCGCCGCCUAGUGGUAGUCCGAAGAGGGAGCGGCGGUCUCUCCGAUCUCAUGAUGGGGGUUCAAGAGCGAGGAGUGAGCUGGCGUUGUAUUUUGGGAAUUACGAACAGCUUUUGAGCUUGGAGCCGCCCAAGACUGAAAUCCUCACGGGCCAUACCACGAUCAAACUCGUCGAUGAUCUUUCCAAGCCUCCUUCUGCUCCCGAGUCGGAUACCCCGUUUGGGAAUCCUCUGGUACAGUUGCAUAAUUGUGAAGUGGUUGAGAUACCCGAACCGGCUGAGGUCACGGAAGAGGACCCGCUGAAUGAAGCGUUCUACUUCCGUGCCCACCGACGAGUCGAACGACAGGAGAAACAGCUCCGGAAUAUCGAGCGAGAACGGGCACAGCAUGAGAAACUCCAGCUGGAUCGUCUGCUUGACGAGCUCCGCAGUAAUGACUGGCUCCGUGUGAUGGGCAUCACUGGCGUCACUGAUCUCGAAGAGAAGAAACUCUACGAACCUAAGCGGGACUUUUUCGUCAAGGAGAUCUCGGGCGUUAUUGACAAGUUUAAAAUCUGGAAGGAAGAGGAGAAGCGUCGGAAGCUGGAAAAGGAAAAGGCUCCGUUACGGGCUGAAGCUACCUCGCCCGAGACUGCCCCGCCGGAAGACGAUAAUAACGACGUCGACAAUAACCACGAAGAAGAUCCUCAGACCAACGGCGUGGCUUUGUCCGAUGCCCAGAGCUACGGUGAACCACCAGACAUCAACGACGUAGAUGCCUGGGCGGCACGCCAACUCCAUCAAGAAGCCCGCUUCGCCACGGCCGGCAAACGCCAAAAGACAUAUUCUUCUGCCUCGCGUCGAAAAUCAUCCAAACCCACCUCUUCUGCUGCUACUGCUACUGCCCCAGAACCACAGAAGAAACCCCCUCCACCUCCUACAUCAUCAUCACCACCACAACUACCUCUGCCACCCCCGCCUCCAGACCGCCCCUUCACAUCCUUCUACCCCGACCCAAAAACCCGCGCUGCAGCUCUAUCCCCGCAGAACCGAAAAAGCCAAACACGGCUCGCAUUCGGCUACCCCAUUCCAGACAUGGAAGAGCGGGAGUUCGACCUGCCGCCGGAACUGGUUACAAAGGAGAUGAUCCGCGCCUGUCAACGGAAUCGGCGGAAGAGGAAUCGGGAGAGUAGGGGUGAGCAGCAGUAG
This is a messenger RNA of Aspergillus wentii DTO 134E9, 1845 nucleotides long. Its product is annotated as acetyltransferase SAS4-like domain-containing protein. Gene Ontology annotation, cellular component: SAS acetyltransferase complex. The record is from RefSeq and is a predicted model, not a curated record. Lineage: Eukaryota; Fungi; Ascomycota; Eurotiomycetes; Eurotiales; Aspergillaceae. The coding region runs from base 1 to 1845 and encodes 614 amino acids. Gene Ontology annotation, molecular function: histone acetyltransferase activity. The transcript has 2 exons.